Molecule: messenger RNA, 1261 nt
Organism: Oryzias melastigma (Indian medaka)
Lineage: Eukaryota; Metazoa; Chordata; Actinopteri; Beloniformes; Adrianichthyidae
Product: ral guanine nucleotide dissociation stimulator-like 2
Exons: 4
Coding region: 670-1191 (173 amino acids)
Source: RefSeq, a predicted model, not a curated record
UAAAAAUAUUGCACGUGCCUUUUACAAAAACUAUGACUUGAGACAAACCAAAGUGGGCGAGGAGGGGGUCUGCUCCUGCUGCCGACACGUGCUUCUGCGCAGACGCAGUAGGCGAUCCGCCUUGACCACGCGCUCAGGUAAGACACCUGGAAGCAGCUCGUCAGUGGUGUUAGCAGGAGGCAGGUGUUCAGGUGAAGGUGAUGACGUAGUCUGUGCGCGCGGAGCUGCAGUGAUGUGGGAAACUUGAACGAUGAUCAGCACAGCCGAGCAGGGAGGGGGCCAUUCCCACACGGACACGCACGCGCGCGUUCACGGCGUCAUCCGCCCACUGAGACAAAGGACAAUCAUUGUUCAGAGAUAAACGGCUGAGUGUCUCCUCCAGCUCCAUGAGAACAGACAUGCACAUCCAGCCCAGCAGGAGCACAGCUGAGUGUCUGUCUGUGGUGACAGUUCUCCCUCAGACCGAAUCUGACUGACUCUAGUUCUCUAGCUCCCACAUUCCCAUUCAGCUGGACUGUCUUGGAGCUCCAGAGGAACCUGAGGGUGAUUCACUGGUUUAUCUCCGUUCACAGAUUGUUUUAUUCCUCCCUCUUUGGACUAAAUCAUGAGGAAAUGUGAUGAAGCAGAUGCAGGAGGAAGAGGAGCGUGUGGACCCAUGAUGCAGCCGAGAUGAGGACCGUUUUUCCCGUGUGCCGAGGGGAUGAGGACGGGGAGCCCCGCGGCCUCCGUGGCAGGAUGAGGAGGAUGCCGUGGCUGAAGCCUGGUCAGGGCGAGGGCGUCCACACGGACACGGAGCCCGGCGUGUGGCUCAGGAGCUUCCAGCUGCUGGACACCAGACCCAAACCUGAAGACCCGGUGCACGAGUGGGUCGACGAAGGGGAGGAGGACGCCGUGUUCGGCAUCACCCUGCGCAGGGAGCCCGUCCCGCCGAGCGCAGACCCCGCAGAGCCUUCGUCAUCUGCUUUCGGCUGCGUCCAGUACCACGCAGUCAAGGUGCGGCGGUUAAAGGCCGGCACGCUGGAGCGCCUGGUCACACAUCUGCUGGACCCGGAGAGCCGCGAGCCGGACUUCGUCCACAUCUUUCUGUCCACGUACAGGGCCUUCACCUCGCCCCGGACGCUGGUGGAGCUGCUGUUUCAGAGAGAAGAGACCUUCUCCAACCUGGAAACCUCCGUCAGCUCCUGCAGGUGAGAGGAUGUUUGCCCUUUUGUUCGGGGAAAGAGCAGAUGUUUCUGGUUGUUCUGACAGCCCCCCCCCCCCC